AUGUCUCAAUCUUCCGGUUUCGCUCAGUUCAAAAACAAAAUUGCUGAUACUGUGAAAACAAGAUCAAAAUCUAAGAAGGAAGGAACAACUGUUGUGGUCGAUGCGACGCCCAUAUCAAGUAUCCCUGCAACUAGUUCUAAGAAGAAGAAAUCUGCAAAAUCCACUAAGAAAGUAAGUGAAUCGUCUCCUUCAAUUUCUAUUAAGUCUGAUACUAUUAAGUCUAAGAAGAAGAAACCCCAAUCUCCCGUAAAAAGGGGUUUGAGCAUGUCUGAUCUAUACUUGAGUAAGAAUCCUUCUGAAACUGCGAAUGUGGAAUCGCAUGAUGUUGCCUCCGGCAAAAAUGCGAAUGUUGAAUCGUCUAAUAAAGCAAAUGAAGAAAGUGUUAAGCCUGUUUCUGAAAAGGUGAAUCAAGAAACCCUUUCUGCAAAGGAAAACCCUAGUUCUGUUGAAACCCUAGGAAAAACCCAAAAUGUUGCUGAGAAUGUUUUUGUGACCAAUAAUCCUAGUGUUCCUGAGAAUAUGACAGUUCCCACGAAUGUCAUAACUGAUGUUGCUGAAAAAUCUCAAGAAAAGGCUGUUGUACCGAUGCGCCAACCGAUUGGAUCUAAUACUGAAGCCUCCACUGAUGAGGAAGUAAACAAAGAAAGUACUCCUGAACAUGUGGCUGAUUCUGAGCCAGAGAAUGAAGCUGGUGAGGAUUCUGAGAAAACCACCAAUGAACAACAGAACAUAGUGGAUGUUGAUGAAGUUCCCUCUGAAGAAGAUCUGCAACCUCCACCUACUCAGAAAGGAAUUGGAAGAAGACUGAGAAGCAGGACCACUACACCUGCACCUGCUGUUACCACUACCCCUGUUGCCACCAAGAAAACAAAGGACACUACUUUGAAGCCUGUCAAGUAUGGUCCUAAGAAAGAAUGGAGCAAGUCUAUACCUCCUCCUGAGAAGAAAAAGGGUGUGCUGAAAAGGAAGAGUGCACCAUCAAGUGACUCUGAUUUUGAAGCUGAAAAGGAUGACUCAAGCAUCAAGCCUCCUGCUAAGAAGGCUAUGUCUGCUAAGAAGGCCAUGCCUCAAGCUGCUGCUCCUGACACUGAAGACUUCCCUUGCAAAGAUAUUCUGGAAUGUGAAGAGAUUGUGAGUUUGAUCAAUGAUGCUGGAUUGAUCAAAACUGUGUGGGGCUUAGGCUCUUGCUAUGAGAAGCUGGUUAGGGAGUUUGUUGUCAACAUUCCUAUAGGUUGUGACAAUCCCUUGGACAAAGAAUAUCAGAAGGUAUAUGUUCGAGGAAAAUGUGUGACAUUCUCUCCAAGUGUGAUCAACAAGGUGCUGGGUAAUGCUGAUGAUCCUCACCCUGACAUAGAUGUAUCUAACAAUGUGGUCUGCAAAACUAUCACAGCUGAAAAGGUGAAAACCUGGCCCAAGAAGGAGAAGGUACCUGCAGUCAAGCUAACCCAAAAGUAUGCCAUCUUGAAUCGUAUUGCAUCUGUCAACUGGGUUGCUACUACACAUGCAUCUGACAUUGCCACAAAUCUGGUUGUGCAGCAUGCUAAGACCUCUGUCACCAAGCAACCCAUUGCAUUUCCAACUUUGAUCUGUGACAUCAUCUUGUCCCAACAUCCUAAUAUAAGGCAUGAGGGUGAGACUGCUAAGAAAAGGGCAACUCCUCUGGCCAUUCAUCAAAAGCUGUACAGUAAACAGCAUGCUCCAGAUAUUGUUGGACCAUCAAAUGCUGCUGCUGACAAGGAAGGAGAUGAUUGCUAUGCUGGAAGCAAACUGGUUGAAGAGGUUGCAGCUCAAGCAGCUAAUGCAGGUGAUGAUGGUACUAGUGGUGAAGAAGAAGCUGACUCAGAUGCUGAAGGAGAAGAAAGUGAUUCCUCCCCAAGUGCUUCUGUGUAA
Molecule: messenger RNA, 1890 nt
Organism: Trifolium pratense (red clover)
Lineage: Eukaryota; Viridiplantae; Streptophyta; Magnoliopsida; Fabales; Fabaceae
Product: histone-lysine N-methyltransferase, H3 lysine-9 specific-like
Exons: 5
Coding region: 1-1890 (629 amino acids)
Source: RefSeq, a predicted model, not a curated record